This is a messenger RNA of Carassius auratus (goldfish), 2884 nucleotides long. It is a transcript of the gene epor, whose product is annotated as erythropoietin receptor. NCBI's taxonomy places the organism in Eukaryota, Metazoa, Chordata, Actinopteri, Cypriniformes, Cyprinidae. The transcript is spliced from 8 exons. The record is from RefSeq and is a predicted model, not a curated record. Gene Ontology annotation, molecular function: cytokine receptor activity; protein binding. Gene Ontology annotation, biological process: cytokine-mediated signaling pathway. The coding region runs from base 142 to 1701 and encodes 519 amino acids. Gene Ontology annotation, cellular component: external side of plasma membrane; membrane.
ACUGUUUGAACACACUAUCAGUUUAUCGGAUGAGAUGCAUGUAACUCUUAAUGGUGUCCGCAAAACAAUUUGGAUGAAAAGCCCACCUGGAAAGGAGGAUACACCUUUCGGGACCGUUAUACAGAGCAGUAAUGUAAAUGGAUGACAAAAAUGAGGAGCAACCGAUUGAAAAUUGUUUUCAUGUUGUGUCUUGGUUUCGUCACUAUAGGAGGACAACAUUUUGAAAGUAAAGUGGCCCAGUUACUCCAAGACGAAACAGAGCAUAUUAAAUGUUUUGUUGAGGGAAAGGAUCUCACAUGCUUUUGGGAAGAGGAGGAAGAGAGGAAUCAUUUACACAAUCAAUAUACCUUCACAUAUUCAUACGAGAAUAAGAACAAGAUGGCUUGUGCGGUUUCAUCUCUGUCUUUACUGGCGAGUAACAAAACCAUCUUCUUCUGCAAACUGGCCAAAACCCCGUUCUUCGCGACUCUUCAUCUGCAGGUUCUCCGCGAUGGCCAGAUGCUCUACACUCGUAGCCUCAACGCGGAGAACAUCUUGUUUCUAGAUCCUCCCCGAAACCUCACGGUCAUGAGUUCAGGGAAGGAAGGGCAGCUGAACGUGAGCUGGCUGCCUCCUCAGCUCAAAUACAUGGAUGACAGUAUGAUAUACGAGGUCAGAUACGCAGCGGAGGGAAGUGACUUGGGCAAGGUGGAGGUCAUAAAGGUCAGCACGAUGCUGGUUUUGUUUGGCUUAGAGUCGGACACCAGAUACAAGGUGUGGGUCCGCGUCAAACCCGAUGGCGUUGCCUACAAAGGCUACUGGAGUGCUUGGACCGAGCCUGUGUUUGGAGUCACGCCGCCAAGCGAUGUGGAUCCGCUUAUCGUGUUACUUGUUCUUUCUAUCGGACUGAUCCUCUGCCUGCUGUCUCUGACUGUGAUUCUGUCCCACCAAAAGUUUCUUCUUAAGAAACUCUGGCCUGACAUCCCGACACCAGAGCACAAGUUUCCAGGUCUUUUUACUGUCUACAAAGGGGAUUUUAAGGAGUGGAUGAGCCACAAUAAUGGCAGCAUGUGGGGCAGAUCAGUCCAUGUGUACACAGAGGAGCUUCCUUCACCGCUGGAGGUUUUGUCCGAGGUUUCCCUGACCAGCCACGGCACAUCCCAGAGAGAGGAGAUGAAACCUGCGGAGGAGGACGAGAGCGAGCGUUCGGACUCGGGGUUAACGGACAGAUGGCGAGACCCUCCUCACGCUCACUGGCUCAUGGAUCAGCUGAGGGCUCUUCAGGAAAACCCUGAAUCUCAUUCCCAGUCCUCGUUACUGCAGUCACAUGACACUUACGUCACCCUCAAUCAAGGAGACAUUGAGCAGCAGGCGGACGAUGUCUUCGAGGAGACGUUACCGCUCCAGACGCUCUUCAGCAGCGCAGGAACGCCGUCCUUGAGCACCUCACACUCCGACCUUGGCUCCCUGCAGCAGAGCUCGGGUUCGGGCAGACUGUCGUCACAAUCAAGCUUGGAGUAUCCCAACCACACCUGGCCCCCCAAAGGGCCGGGAUACUCCUACAUGGCGGUUGCAGACUCAGGGGUCUCGAUGGACUACAGCCCGAUGAGCUCCAGCAGGAUCGCAGAGCUCGGGAGACACAGGAUAUACACAAAUGAUUACAAAAACGAGAUCUUCCCCCACAAGUGGCCACUCUCUGGUCAAUACAUUAAAUCCGGAUAAGAGUCCAGCACGGGUCCUGUUUUGUAAAUCCACAAUAAUUAAGGAAAGUUCACCCAAAAAUGAAUACUCUGUCAUCCUUUGCUCAGCUUCACUUCUGUGGAACAUAAAAGAAGAUAUUUUGAAGGACAUUGGUAACCAGUUGCUGGUAGCCAUUAACUUUCAUUUUUUCAUCCGUACAAUAGAAGUAAAAAAAAACCUGAUUUGUACAGGACAUCAGGAUCUUACUGGGUUCUCUUUGAGACAUGACGUUAAAGGAGAUAUGCAUGAAAACACUAGGAUUUUUCAGAUACAAAAAAACUCCCACAUGAUAAAAUAAGCUAGCAUUAUUUACCAUGGCAGCUGUUUUUUAUACCACUGAAAUUCCAGAAGAUUUUAGGGUUUAUUAGUUGUUGUUUUUUUUAAUCUUCUUCGUGGAAAGUGACUGAUGGCAGUUCAUAUAUCAUUCUGUUUGGGGUUUCCCAAGUCUUAAUCUGUCUUGUAAAUUGUACAUAAUAUAUAUAUUUUUAAACAGUUUUCUGUUUUGUCUUCUGGUUUAAGUAAAUAUGUAUUUUUCAGAUCUGUAAAACAUUAAUGCCUAGAGGAGGACGGGAAACUUAACAACAACUGAAUUGAAUUGAUAAUUCAUCCAUCCAUUCUUGGUUCUUCUGGUGCAUUCUGGGAAUGCUUGUAUGGUUGAUUUGGAACAGACCAUUUCACUUAAAGUCAACCAUGACAUUAUUGACAUUUGCAAUUAAUUUUUUUUUUCAUGAUUGACAUUUCUGAGUGAAACAGAAUUGUGUGACACAUCUUGAUCUUGUAGUGAGACCUGAUUAGAUCGAGAGCAGCGGCCGUUUCAAACCAGCGUUUGCAUUUGAUUUUGGAGGAUUACACCCUUCCUAAAAUACAACUAGCACCCAAUAGUUAAAACUUAACCCACUUCGGUGGCAUUUACAAAAAAAAAGAAAGUCAUUUUUUACUUUUACUAAAAUAUUACUGACAUUUUUUAGUAGUGUACUAAGUUAAUUUGUAUAUUUGUUUGUAAUAUGCAGUAUGGUCAGAAACCUCAGUUUUACUUUAAGUUUGUCUGCAUUUCUUUGUGUGUUCUUUAUUCUGAAGGUUAAACCACAUGUGUUGAAUUUGUGAACUACUUUGAGUUAACCAAGGUAAAUUGGUAACCUUGCUACCAUUUUUAGUAUGGAAACUU